UUCAUUUCGAAAGGAGCAGUGUAUUUGGAAGUUUUUUUCUCGGGACCUGAAGACACGUAAAAACGAGUUCUGAAUCGGAGUCAUGGCAACGGUUGACAUUGAAGAACAAGAUCCUCUCUCUGGGCAGGGAGGGGGGAGAAAUAUGCAGGAGGACGACGAGAACAGGGGAUGUUGUGUCAAAUUCCAGGAGACUGUAUCCAGGUGGAUGCUCCCAGAGGAUUCCCGUAAUACAUACCUGGAGCGUGCCAAUUGCUGCCCACCGCCGAUUUUCAUCAUCCUCAUCAGUGCUGCCGAGCUGGCUGUGUUUAUCUACUACGCGGUGGUGGGGAAACCGCAGAGCCAGUGGAUGACGCUGGAGAGGGAGAUCUGGGACAGUCCACUGACAUAUCAACCUGAGCACAGGGAAGAGGCCUGGCGUUUUAUCUCCUAUAUGUUUGUGCAUGCCGGGGUGGAACAUAUCGCUGGUAAUCUGAUCAUGCAGCUUCUCCUGGGCAUCCCUCUGGAGCUGGUACAUAAAGGAUUUGAAGUAGGCAUGGUUUACUUGGCUGGAGUCCUUGCAGGCUCUCUUGCAAGCUCCAUCUUUGAUCCUCUCAGUCCUCUUGUGGGGGCCUCAGGCGGUGUCUAUGCUCUCAUGGGGGGCUACUUCAUGAAUGCCGUAGUGAACUUCAGGGAGAUGAUUCCCGUGCUGGGAGUGUUCCGUAUCCUGGUGAUCUUGCUUAUAGUUGGAACAGAUAUGGGCUUUGCUCUUUACAGACGAUUUCUCUCAAACGACGAAGGUUUAAGGGUCUCGUUUGUGGCUCAUAUCGGGGGUGGAAUUGCUGGCAUGACCAUCGGUUAUGUCUUCUUCAGCAACUAUAACAAGAAACUCCUUAAAGACCCGCGUUUCUGGUUCUGCAUCGUCGGCUACAUCGUCUUCCUCUUGUUUGCCGUUCUCUUCAACAUCUUUCUGUCUCCAGCAAAUUCAUAGGGCUCUUUGGUACAGGAAUGAAACUCCCAGAAGUUCAAAAAACAAAAACAAAACACCUCAAGUUUAGUGAGAUGUCACUAUGAGCUUUUAAAAUUACAUUUCAGUUGUUGUUGUGCAUGAGGUUCAUUUUUAUUAAUUUAGAUUUAGUUAUUGCGUUGAGUAGAUUAGCAUUCAGGCUUCUUUGCUUUCGGCUGGUUAACAUAUUUCGCCAAAUUAGCUAGUGCCUUGAAUACUGAGAAAUGAGGUGUUUACAUAGUGAAUCAUUUACUGACAGUGUUGCGGAGUAGGUUCUCCCUCAGGAAAUACUUGUUGGCAAGCAAGAGCUUGUUGUAUUGUGUGUUUGUGAUCACAGGGUAAAAAAAAAGAAAA
Chanos chanos (milkfish) is the source of this 1336-nucleotide messenger RNA. RefSeq names its product rhomboid, veinlet-like 2 (Drosophila) (gene rhbdl2). Gene Ontology annotation, cellular component: membrane. The record is from RefSeq and is a predicted model, not a curated record. Gene Ontology annotation, molecular function: serine-type endopeptidase activity. The coding region runs from base 83 to 967 and encodes 294 amino acids. The transcript is spliced from 8 exons. NCBI's taxonomy places the organism in Eukaryota, Metazoa, Chordata, Actinopteri, Gonorynchiformes, Chanidae.